AUGAGUACGAAUAUCCUCAUGACCGGGGCUGCAGGCUACAUUGGAGGCUCCAUCGUCGCGGACUUCCUAGCUCUCAACAGUGAUGUGAUCAAGGCUGCGAAUAUCAGCGCCACGGUUCGAACAGACGAACAGGCCAGAAGCCUCUCGAGUCUGGGCAUCAACGUGCUUCAGGUGGAUCUCACCGACCAGACAGCCGUAGCAGAGGCUGUGCAGGCCAACAAGAUCCAUAUGAUCAUCCAUACUGCCAGCUCUAUCGACUCGCGCAUAGUACUCCACCUCAUCACAGCUCUGGGCAGGCGACGCGAAGCGAAUGGGGAGAAGCCUUGCUUCAUUCAUACGUCUGGAUUGUCCGCUUUCGAUGAAGCGACCGGCUGGAAGUUUGGAGACGUGAAGGACACCGACUCCAUAAUCAGCCUGGAGAGGCAAGUGGCGGACUCUUACCUUCUUCGAAAGGUUGAUGUGCUCGUUACGGAGAAAGCAAAGGAGCAUGGUGUUACAAGCUAUAUCGUCUCGCCAGCGACACUUUGUGAGUGCCACACCACACUUCACAGCGGCGAAGCUCGAUUGGAUCUUGCUGACGUUUCAUCAGACGGAAGGGGAACUGGUGCUUGGAACCAGCUCACCAUCCAGCUUCCAGUCUACAUCAAGUCCAGUAUAUCCCUUGGGAAGGUGCACAAAUUCGCCGAGAACAUUGCCGCCCCUUUUGUACACAUAUCGGACCUGACAGACUUCUACGCGCGGCUCGUCGAGAAGAUCAUCCGGAAAGAACAGCUGCCAAGCGGCGAAGAUGGCUACUAUUUCGCAGUAGCCCACUCCACCCACUGGUGGGAUAUCCUGGAUCAUCUCGCCCUGGCACUCCACGCCCGCGGUCUCGCAGAGCCGGCGACGCACAUCUGGCCCAGCGAGGAGAUGGCCGCGCAGUCGUUGGGUGUUCCGGUUGAUUACGCACGCAGUAUAUGGAACGGAGGCCCGAAGGUAACCUCGGAGAAGAAACACCUACUGGGAUGGCAGCCGGCUUGGGACAGUGAAAGGUUCCUGCGGAGCAUGGAUGAGGAGAUACAGGCCGCACACGAGCUGGGUGGGCCCAAGAGCAGCUUGUUGGACUCUCUGCCUACUUCACACAGCAAGUGA
Molecule: messenger RNA, 1131 nt
Organism: Anthostomella pinea
Lineage: Eukaryota; Fungi; Ascomycota; Sordariomycetes; Xylariales; Xylariaceae
Source: the annotation of a GenBank genome assembly